CACGCGUGCUAUUGCUUAAACAUCGAAAGCGCCUGUCUCCAACUCCGGCUGAGGUUGACAGUUAAUGUUGCACAAUGGCACCAGAGAAAACAGCGCCCCCUAGUGUCCAGGACGGGAGUGCAAAGGACAGCGUGUUUUUGCGACUCCUGAACCUGCCGGUGGUGAGCUCCACCUGUGAGGUGAUUGAGAGGACCUACACCAACACCAAGCACACACACCCGAUCCUGUGCUCCGUCUGUGGGGUGUACGAGAGGGGGGCGAGGACCGCAGGCAGCCUGGCGGUGUGGAGCGUGCAGCCAGCCAUCAUGAGACUGGAGCCGCAGAUUGAAGCUGUCAACAGCCUUGCCUGCAGAGGGCUGGACCGCCUGGAGGAGAAGAUACCAGCUCUGCAGUAUCCCCCUGAGAAGCUGGCCUUGGGUAUUGCUGAAGCAGUCACCUCCACUGUGCAGUCUGCCAGGGAGGGCAUCACAGGCACCAUAGCCAGCACCUCCGACAUGGCCCUCAGCCUGGCCUCCAACAGCUACCAGCUGACCAGGAGCGCAGUGAGCGACAGCGUGGACUACGUGCUGAGCAGCAAACCCGUGCGUCUGGCCGAGGAGGGGGCGGACACCGCCCUCACCCUGACCGAGCACCUCGUCAACUACAUCCUGCCUGCGUCUGAGGAGGAGAUCGAGAAGGACACAGCUUGGGCAGAGGAGACAGAGGCGGAGCCUCCAGGCCCCGCCCCUGGGUACCGCCGCCUCGGAGUCCUGGUGAGCACGGUGUGCCGGCGUGCAUAUGAUCAGACCAGCACUCAGCUCCAACGCGCCGCGGAUCAAGGCCAGAGACUCGUCAUGAGCGUUCCCGGUGUGACUCCGCUGACCGGUGUCGCAGUGAGGAACCUGAAGAUGGUGGGUGGUGUGGCCCUGGGUCUGCAGAGCUCGGUUCUGGGGCUCUUUGGGCAGGUGGAAGAGGUGUCAGACAAGGAGAGUCGCAAGAAGAAGGAGGGAGAGCUGCUGAAGAGCGGUGGUGUGCGGGGGCUGGUCAGCAGUCUGGGACAACAGCUGCAGAGCACCUACAUGUCGGUGGUGUCUGGGGCGAAGAAUGCCCCCGGGGCCACGCUGGGCCUGGCUCGCGACAGCACCAGCGCCCUGCUGGAGACCCUGGACAGCGCCCGAACGCGGCUGGUGGAGACCGUCGCUCAUUAUGGGCUGUUCCCAGGGCUGUCCUCUAACAAGGGAGAGUCUGAAGACGCCAGCCGUGAGGAGACGGAGGUGAAUGAGCCCCGCCCAACCCCGUCCGAGGGGAGUGGGCAGGACCAGAAGCCAGCCCCCCAGGGUCCAGCUCUGGACAGAGAGUCUGGACCGCCCCAGAUCUCAGACGAGACCCGGCUGCUGCAGCGGAAGGUUCUGGAGCAGAUCCCAGUCCAGCAGAGGAUCCUGCUCAGCGGCUCCCGGCCGACCCUCUCCGCCCAGCGCGACGGGAAAGGCGAGGUCGUCAUGAGGUCCCACAGUUCUGGUUACACCCGCACGGCACACAAAACCUCCUACACCCCUGCCAAAAAACAAUGAGCCCCCACCCCGAUUUCCUGGUGGGGACAUCGGGGGUGAGCCUCAGAGAACCCCUGAGGCAGUGGCUUAGCUUUGAGGUGCAGUUAGAGUCAUGAGGUCUGUUCUCACAUAAAAGCACGACAUCAAGGGUUCUGUGCUCCUGGGAGGAUUGUGCUCAAUCCUCCCAUUCUCAAAACCAGCUUCCAGUAAAGGAAGCCAGUCCCCAAAAUAAAUAGUAUUAGCUGUGUUUGUGCUGCUAAAGUUCUGUGCACGCACCCUUCAUAUUGGCAAUAGAAUGACAUCUGACACAAGGCUUCGUGUAAGAACAGAUCUCUGUAUCCACCAUGCAAAGCUCAGCCCGAGGCCAUAGCUGGCCUAUGCAUCUCUGCUACUGCUGCUGCUGCUGAUUUUAGCUUUGUUCUGACCUGCCAUUAUCUGAGUGAUCUGGCUCUUUUUUGGGGUACAGAGGACAAAAAAAGGGGAAACUGGUGUGAGGGUUAAAGGUGACGUGGUGGUAGGGCACCAUCUUAGGAAAAUUUGAAGUUUGUGAAAGUGCUUUGUCUUCGCAGUGGACCUGACAUUGCUCACAUGCAUAUGUAGGGUUUGUGAAGUUUUAUGGCUAACAAGGCGUUAUUUGGAAAAAUCUGGAUUGUGGUAACAAUGGUAAUGCCCCAAAGGUGGCUUUAUAGACAGGCAAAAGUAGGUAAUGAAGAACAUUUUAUGGUUGAUGGGUUGUGUUUGCUUUAGACACAUGUUGUGAACUAUAAUCAGAAAUACGCCAAAUAAAAGUUUGUAUUGGAGUAGGCUUACAUUACAGCUUUGCAGCUGGCUGACAUCACUCAAUAGAAUACUCAUAAUCAGAAAGGUUGAAGCACACAAAUACAUGCGCUAAAGCUUGAUAACUAUGACUCCUUUUUCUCCUGCUUCUUCUUGGAUUCAGUUAUUGCGAUUUUGUUGUUUCUUGUGGGAGCCAAACUAGCGCAGGCUUUCUGUAAUCUUCCUCUUGCAAACACAAAUGCCCUGUUUAUUGUACCAGGGAACGAGACCGAGAGGAGGAGUUUACAUGGAAAAAUGUUUCGGUCAGUCCUCUUCACGUAACCUUUUUUCCAGUACUCUUUCUGG
Messenger RNA from Megalops cyprinoides (Indo-Pacific tarpon), 2651 nucleotides. RefSeq names its product perilipin 1 (gene plin1). The coding region runs from base 75 to 1550 and encodes 491 amino acids. Gene Ontology annotation, biological process: lipid metabolic process. The transcript has 9 exons. NCBI's taxonomy places the organism in Eukaryota, Metazoa, Chordata, Actinopteri, Elopiformes, Megalopidae. The record is from RefSeq and is a predicted model, not a curated record. Gene Ontology annotation, cellular component: lipid droplet.